Messenger RNA from Penicillium cataractarum, 1395 nucleotides. RefSeq names its product DUF895 domain membrane protein. The coding region runs from base 1 to 1395 and encodes 464 amino acids. The record is from RefSeq and is a predicted model, not a curated record. Lineage: Eukaryota; Fungi; Ascomycota; Eurotiomycetes; Eurotiales; Aspergillaceae. The transcript has 5 exons.
AUGUCAAGUUCUGAGAAGAGCGCCUCGCCCAAAGACGAGGAGGUCCAGAGCAACUCUCUGACUACUCCGAUCCACAAAGUCAAAUGGUAUCGGUCGACAUUCUACAAUGCGCUCAUCCUUGGACUUUGCAACUUCCUCGCGCCGGGCAUUUGGGGCGCAAUGAAUUCUCUCGGUGGAGGAGGCGAAGAGAAGCCCUAUCUUGUUAAUGCAGCAAAUGCACUGACCUUUGCCCUGAUGGUGGUAUCCUGCUUCUUUGGAAGUGUUAUCGUCCGAUUCAUUGGGAUCAAGUGGACAUUCAUCGUGGGAACAAUGGGCUACGCGCCGUAUGCUGCGGGCCUAUACACAAACAACCGAUUUGGGGACGAAUGGUUGGUGCUCCUCGGUGCCGCUCUGUGUGGUAGUUCGGCAGGUAUUUUCUGGAUGGCUGAAGCCGCAAUCGCCCUUGCGUAUCCCGAACCAUACAACCAAGGACGCUUUCUGGGAUUUUGGCUCAGCUUCCGCGUCGGAGGGCAAAUCCUAGGAGGCGCUAUCAGCCUUGGUAUCAAUGCUCGUCGUGCAACUGAAGGCAGUGUCUCUUAUACUGUCUAUCUCAUCUUUAUUGCGCUCCAAGCACUCGGUCCCUUUGCUGGCUUACUCCUCAAUAAUCCGUCUCAAGUUCAGCGAAAGGAUGGAGUUCCAGUUCAGCUUCAGGUGAACAAUAGCAUUGGCUACGAGCUCCGAAAGAUGGUCAAGCUUUUCAUCAGCAAGAAGUUCCUUUGCAUCGUUCCAUUCAUCUGUCAAGCGGUUUACACCGAGGCAGUGAUGUUUUCAUAUGAAGGCCUCUGGUUCUCCGUGCGUUCAAGAGCGCUCGGCUCAUUCUUGUCUGGCAUCAUUGCAUUGAUUAUGGGCAAUCUUCUCGGCGCAUUCCUCGACAAUAAGUCCAUCUCGUUGAAGAAGCGAAGCCGAUAUGCUUUCUUCUUUGUUGUAGGCUGGCAAGGCCUGUGUUGGAUUUGGGCCACUGUGGUGACCACCGAGUUCCACAAGACAAACCCGGUAUACGACUGGGCCGAUCCGGGCUUUGGAAGAGCAUUCGCUCUCUUCCUGUUCUGGGUUGCUGGAUUCCAGAUCAACUACAUGUACCUAUACUUUGUGGUCGGCAACCUGGCUGAUGACCAGGAGGAAGUCAUUCGAAUUGCUGGGUUGUUGCGUGGUACCGAGUCAGCCGCUCAGUGUGUUAGUUACGGGCUGAGCAGUAUUUCGAUCAUGGCCGCAAUUGGAAGUGUCUAUCUGAAUUUCGCUUUGUGGGCCGUUGCCAUCCCCUCUGCUUGGUACAUUAUCAGUCAGAUUGGUCUCUUUGGAGAUAAAAAGUUGGAACGAGAGACCCGGGCAUUGCGCGAUUCGUCUGACAAUGAAUGA